UCAUUUUUUUUGUCAGAAAAAAAAACAGUUUAGGGUUUUAUAUCAGGCUAUUCCUGGAUAAUAACUUAUAAGUUAAUAAUAGUAAUACUUAAGAGCCGUCGUUUUUUAAUAAUUUCUCGAGAAAAAAGAAACCUAAACGUCUUCUCGUCAUCUUUCACUGUCUUUCACUGUCGUACACCAUUCUCCAUCUGAAUUUUCCUUUGCCACAAAAUUUGGACUUGCACUUGUAAGAAAAAGUAAGUAACGUGAUUCUCUUUAACGGUUUAAUUAUAAGAUUUGAUAUAACAUAUAAAUAUAUUAUUCUUUUGCUAUUUUUACUAGUUAAUGGAGGGGAAUCAUUCAGAACCAGAUUUAGGCGUACCUUCUUCUUAACGUUCAGUUCGUCAUAAAGAUGACACAGCUUGGCGAUGUAUAACAGAACGGACUGAGCAAAAUGGGAAGAAAUAUUUGAUUUGUGACUGUUCUCAGAAAGAGAGCGAUGGUGGAGGCAUUAACAUAAUGAAACAACAUUUAGCUGGGGUAUGAGGAAACAUAGAUUCAUGUACCAAAGUUUAUCAAUGGACUCAUAAUCAAUCAGAUCAUAUGACCUCUUUCUUUUUGAGAACCUGAACAUAUGAACAUUUAAUAGUUAUAUGCUAUAAUUUCAUAGCUCUGUAUUUGAACUUAUUAAUAUAAUUUGUAUAUGUUAUACUAUCAUUGUUUUUUGUUUGGAUAAUCAUCGGAAUCGGGAUAAACCACAAGAAAAUGUGUUGUUUCCUGCUCUGACAUGGGGACCCACAGACUAAAUUUGACCUGGUGAUAUUAAAAUAAAAAUCAGUGGAAACCAAAAAUAAUAAAAAUAAAGUUUGACUGCCGCUCGAUUGUCAAGAAAGGUAAAAUCCUUAAAGACACUAAUAUUAUUUGCGCCGCCUAAAGGAUUCUCUCUUUGGUGACAUCACCAUGAAAAGUGUCAAAAUAGAAGUGACACUGUUGAUUCUAUUUAGGAACAAAAAUUUAGUAUGAUUGUUUAUUUGGUAUUCUUUAUAUUAAAUUUUAAAAAAUUAUUUGAGAAAUUUUUUUGGAUGAUCAUAAUUUUUUGUAUCACAAAUAUAAUCUAUAAGGGUUAAACUAACCAAAAUGUUUAAGAUAGAUAAAUAUGUAGAUUCAGGGCCAGUCAUGGGCUAAAACCCGUAAAACUCAAACUUUGGACGCCACAGAUGUUAAAUAUUUUAGGGGCGCCAUUUAUGUCUAGAUGUACUUUAGUACAGUGGUUGUAAGCUACUGCUAAUGUCUUCCUUUUUUUUUUUUGUCAACUCUCCAUCUGCGCUAGAUCAAGUAGUGGUCAGACGAGCCGAUUCUUCGAAGAACACCUCCGUCUGACCGGGUCUGAUAUAUAUGGGAAAAAAUAUAGCCUCUAGUCCUAGUUUCUUUUGCAAAUGCGUCUGUCCGAUCAUUCCUACUUCGAGGAAUAUGAGACAGACUCACAUCCUCGAAAUCAUCAUGUAAUCUCUGGAACACUUCGAUCUCUGUCGCGAAUGUUGGCCAAUCCACCGGAUUUGUAGUCAUGUCUACUAGGUCUGAGCAGUCCGUCUCAAAUCGUAUCGAUGUUAUUCUCAUGUCUCUCUUUCUUCUUCUUGAGUGUUCUAAACCCACAUUCUCAUUUCUCUCUUUCUUCCUUCUUUCUCAUCUUUUUGGUGAUAAUAAUACUUUUCCCUUAUAUGAGAAAACAGAUUUAUACGUGAGACUUCUGCUUAUAUAUAUUCUAACAACUUAACUCUUUUGUUAUGUAUAUUACAUUAAAUAAUAUGUUAUAAGAUAAAUAAUUUAAUCAAACAAAACUUAAAACUAUUCUACUGUUUCAAUAUCUUUCUAAAUUUCUGUGAAAACAAUUAAACUAUCAUAUCUAUAAAUUACACAUCGUUGUUUUAUUCUUAAUUUGGAUUUAAAAAAAAAGUUAUUACCAAAUUUAGUUUUAAAAAGUUAUUAAAAUAGUUUUAGAAAAUCAACCAAGUAAACUCUAACUAGGAAGGAAAAAAUGCAGACAAUGUGAUCUGCAAAAUGUUUUGGUGUUAUUUUCUUUUGAAAACAACUUUAGUUUUAUAUAAUAUUUGAUUAAAAAUACAGUAAAUUUUAGUUAUUGGAAAAUGGUAACAUUUUUCUCGAUUGCUUUAGGCGCGAGACAAGUCCGGACCGGUAUUGUGUAUAUUCAUAAGGUUAAUUAAUCCAAACUUAGUGUUUAUAUUUGAGGAGUGAAGUUUUGGAAGAGAUUAAGAUUUAAAAAGUAAAUAAAUACUUAAAAUUUAAAAUAGAAAUUUUAAAAUAGUUUCAAAAAUAAAUUUUCGAAACUCAAAAUAAAAUUUGAAAACAUUAAUUUUGGAAAAAUAAAUCAAAAUCAAAAAUAAUUUAUAAAAACCUAUAAUUCAAAAAAAAAAUCUUUAAGAAAUAUUUUCAUUGUGAGAGUUUUUUGGUGAAAAAAGUCUAUUUUAAGGUCAUUUAGGAGAAUUGUCCAGUAUAUAUUGAGACUAAAACUUAUAGCAUAUUUUUAUUAUAUUAAAUAUGAUAGGUCCGUAUAUAGAAUCUUUCUCUUCGGAAACUGGUCUCGUUAUAGUUAGUUACAAAGAUUCUAUUUCUCCAUAUUCUUACGUUCUUCGUGACUCUCUCUCUCUCUCUCUCUCACUUCAUCAUCUUCUCGAUCCUCCGAAACAGAAAGAGAGAUGAUGAUCAGGAUGAUACUCCGCAGCGGCUGGAUGACGAAGGUGAGAAAGUGAUCCAUUUUCUUGUUCUUCUUUCUUCUUCUUCUUCUCCUUCUUCUUCUUCUUCUUCUUCUUCUUCUUCUUCGAUCGUCUUCUUCUUCUUCUAACUAUUUUCUCUCUCUGUUUUCAACAGGGGAGACAAGGAAGAUCUCUACUUUCUGGACUAAGGGAGGUGACACUGAGGCGGUUUGCCCAUGCCAGUGCGGAGAGUAAGGUAUAGUAACGAUCGCUUUUUCUUCUCUUCUUUGUCUUCGAUCAUCUUCUUCUUCUUAAAGACUCUCUUCUUCCUUGUUCAGUUUCUCAUAGUUCAUAGAUCUGUUGUUUGAUUUUAUCUUGAUCGGUUUGUUUCUGAUUCUGCCUCUACGUUCAUGAAUUAGAGUUUAAUCAGUAGUUUAGAAAAUGGUUACUCAGAUCAGUGAACUCUAUUGCUUGUUUAUUGCUGCAAAAACUAUCGCCUUUGUGCCAUGAAGGUAUCUGUAUCUUCAAGCAGCUAGUAGUAGUACAGGGACCUCAUACUUGAUUGUUUUCCUUCUAAUUGUUAUGCAGAUAAUAAGAGAUUGUGUUAAUGUUUGUAAAUCAAACUCUUCUUCACAGCUGUCUUAUGCCUCUCUAGCAGUCUAGGCUGAUGCGUAUAUAGUGAUUGAUGUUCUCCACGCUUCUUCUCAUACUUUUAUUUCUUGCUGGACUUGUUCUCAGCGCUGCUGCUAACGCCUAUGCCAGAUACUACAAGGCUCAGCACAUGGAUCUUCGCAUCAACUUGCAGAGGACCUCCCUUCUUCCCCAAAGGCUCUUCACAUCCACUAGGGUACUCAGCAAAAAGAGAGGUGAUCCACGCAACAAAUACCACAACCCUGCUACAGUGGCGAGGAAAGCUGAAAUAGCUAAAGAGAUGUGGAAGAGAAAGGAAGAAGCAGCGAAAGAAGUCAACGAAGACACAUUUCCUAUAGCUGGGAUUAGGCGCCGUCUAAAAGAUCUUCUUGCUCGUGAACAGUGCGACGGAGACAUGGCCAGACAGAUCCAUGCAUUAACGCUCACCUCAGGGAUUCUGCAGGUACCUGGUGAUGCUUCCCUUGAGAUAAGGAACUCUCUCACGAAGCUGUAUCGACUUUGCUGUGAAGGGAAGCCCAUGGACCCUACUUACUUUGAGAAACAGUUGAAGACUACGGACCCAACAAAAUAUUAAGAAAAUGUAUUUUCUUCUAUGUUCAACUUGGUUUCAUUGAUAUCAUGUAAACCGUUUGAAGCAUUUUAUGGAUCAAAAUUUUAUCAUAAGUAAAUGCAUCAGAAAAAAAUUGUUAAAUAAUGCACUUGAAAUUAUUAUUAUUACUGAUUUAUGUAUUUUUUUUUUAUAUCGAUUUUUUUAAUAUUUUUAGAACUGAAACCAUUUGAAUUUGUCCGGUAGUGCAGUGAAUUAUUAGGUAGUGAAAAUAUUAAUCUAUAAAUAAAAUGAAUUAGAUGCGUGUUAAACGUAGUAUUAUAUAUUAAUGUUUAAUAUUUUUAAAUGUAGAAAAAAAAUUAGUCGUACUUUGAUUUUUUU
Messenger RNA from Brassica napus (rape), 4269 nucleotides. RefSeq lists its product as uncharacterized. The coding region runs from base 3376 to 3915 and encodes 179 amino acids. Lineage: Eukaryota; Viridiplantae; Streptophyta; Magnoliopsida; Brassicales; Brassicaceae. The transcript has 2 exons. The record is from RefSeq and is a predicted model, not a curated record.